Messenger RNA from Lycium barbarum (goji berry), 1743 nucleotides. Its product is annotated as transcription factor bHLH68. Gene Ontology annotation, biological process: regulation of transcription by RNA polymerase II. The transcript is spliced from 9 exons. Gene Ontology annotation, molecular function: RNA polymerase II cis-regulatory region sequence-specific DNA binding; protein dimerization activity; DNA-binding transcription factor activity, RNA polymerase II-specific. Gene Ontology annotation, cellular component: nucleus. The coding region runs from base 357 to 1412 and encodes 351 amino acids. The record is from RefSeq and is a predicted model, not a curated record. NCBI's taxonomy places the organism in Eukaryota, Viridiplantae, Streptophyta, Magnoliopsida, Solanales, Solanaceae.
UAAAGGAGGGAGGGGAAAAAAUAAAUAAAGGAAAGCUAAUAGGAGUAAUAAAGAAAAAAGGAGAGAAAAGAGGGAUAGAAAGACAAAGGUUCUCAAAACCCCAUGAUUUCACAAUUCUCUCUCUCUCUGCCCUCUAAGUAUUGCCGUGUUCCUUUUCUUUCCUCUACUUAAUUAAGAGUAGGAAGACUUCUCAAAGUUUCUCAAAAAACAAGACUUGUUUGGUAGCUUCAGGAAAAGUAGUAUUUGAAAGAAUAAAACAUACUUUACUAUGGAUCAGUAAAUAAGAAAGAGAAAGGAAGGGGUAGCUAUAGCUAGUUAGUUGUAAGAAGCUUAGUUGUUGUUAGGUAGGAGAGAAAAUGAAUUUGCCGAAAUCACCAGUGCAGCAAAUGAUGAGUGGAAGCCCUAAGUGGUGGAAUAACAUGAGGCCUCCCAUAUCUCAACAAGUUGCUGCUACUACUCAUCAUCAUCAUCAUGUUUCUAAUUCCUUGUUGCCUCCUAAUAAUCUUCUUCCUCAUUUCUCUCCUUCACUCCCCAUAUGGAAUGACAAUCAAGAUCACCUUCCGGAAUCAUGGAGCCAAUUACUUCUAGGUGGCUUGGUAGGGGAAGAAGACAAGGUAGUGCAUCUCAGCAAUAUGCAGGUCAAGAAAUUGGAGAACAAUUGGGAUGAACAGACGUUCCUGAGCCAGCCUGAUUCUGUUAACCAAAAAAGCAUACCAAAUAGCUAUAUGUAUGAACAUGGAAAUAAUGUGGAGUUCCAUCAGAACACAGAGUUAGCUGCUAAACCAACUUGGACACAGAUGUUGCCAGUCUCAUCUCCCAAGUCUUGUGUUACAACUUUGAGCAGCAACAUGCUUGAUUUUUCUAACAACAACUCAGAUUCCAAACGCCCACCUCCAGAUCAUUCAUCUGAGUGCAACAGCGGGGCAGCUACAGGUGGGGCACCUAAUAAGAAGGCUAGGGUUCAACCAUCUUCAACUCAGUCAACCUUCAAGGUGAGAAAGGAAAAAUUGGGGGACAGAAUAACAGCCCUUCACCAAAUUGUUUCCCCAUUUGGGAAGACUGACACAGCUUCUGUCCUGUUAGAAGCUAUUGGGUACAUCAGAUUCCUUCAGAGCCAAAUUGAGGCCCUUAGCUUGCCGUACCUAGGCAGUGGAUCAGGAAACAUGAGGCAGCAACAUCAACAACAAUCUGUUCAUGAGAGGAAUAGUUUAUUUCCUGAAGACCCUGGUCAGCUAUCCAAUGACAACUGCCUGAAAAGGAAAGCAACUAGUGAGAAGGAUUAUAAUGAAGAACCAAAAAAGGAUCUGCGCAGUAGAGGGUUGUGUCUGGUUCCACUAUCAUGCACACUGCAAGUUGGGAGUGACAAUGGAGCAGAUUACUGGGCUCCGGCAUUCGGAGGAGGUUUCCGGUGAAUGGAAAAAAUAAAAAAUUUGGUCACGUACGGCACACUUAUGAUGAUACAAAAACCAAGUUGCACCAAAUUAAGUGCUAGUAGCUAUAACAUCAUGAUCACUCAAUCUGCUAAAAAUCUAAGGUUGAUUGCUUAUGAUGCUAUACAUUUUCUUCUGAAUUAAUUUACCAUGCAAUGGUGUACUGUAAUAUUAUAUAGUCAAGCUUGCAGUUUGGCCUUAGAACUCGGUACCUAUUGUCUAGUUUUUCCCCUUUCAUCGGCAAGUACAAUGAUCAUUUCAUGACUUUAUGUAUAUGCCAUUCCUCUACGAUAAGUAUUCAUUUUUAUGCUUC